AUGAAGCUCCCGCAGUUAUUGGGCCAGCUGUGCCUCUCGUUCACACUGGCUGCUGCCGUGGACUUGACUGGUUAUGAGUACAUUGUGGUCGGGUCAGGGGCUGGUGGCGGUCCGCUGGCCGUACGCCUUGCCAUGGCCGGCAAGAAGACGCUGCUGCUCGAAGCAGGUGACGACCAAGGCGCAAGCCACAACUACACCGUCCCAGCAUAUCACUCCCGCGCGAGCGAAGACGACGCCAUGAGCUGGGACUUUUUCGUGCGCAACUAUGCCGACGAAGCCCAGCAGGCUCGCAACUUCAAGACGACGUACGAGACCCCCGACGGGGGCGAGUACACUGGCCUGAACCCUCCCGCCGGUUCCAAGAUGAAGGGCGUCCUCUACCCGCGGACCGGUACCCUCGGCGGAUGCACGGCGCACAACGCCAUGGUCACCAUCUAUCCGUUCCGCUCCGACUUUGACGACAUAGCACGCCUCACGGGCGACGAUUCAUGGUCGGCCGGUAACAUGCGCAAGUACUUUGUCAAAAUGGAGGAGAACCGCCACCUCCUCCCGGACAAGGCGGGCCAUGGAUACUCGGGAUGGUUGACCACCCAAACCGCUCCUCUGACCAUCGCCCUGGGCGACCCACAGCUCCUGGGCUUCUUUGUGGGCGGUGCAGCUGCGCUCACGUCCUGGUCGACGAACCUGGUCUUCAAUCUCGCAACCCUCUUCGCCGGCGACGCGAACGAGGACUCGGCCCUGCGCGACAGUAGACCCGGCAACUACCAGGUCCCUCUGUCGACGCGCGAUGGCGCCCGCGUCAGCUCGCGCGACUUCAUCGUUGCGGUUCGCGACGCCAAGAAUCCCGACGGGAGCAAGAUGUACCCGCUCGACGUCCGCACCGACGCCUUUGUCACCAAGGUCUUGUUCGACAACAGCACCACGUCCCCAAGGGCCACCGGUGUCGAGUUUCUCGAUGGCAAGUAUCUCUACCGCGCCAGCAGGAGAUCCAAAAACGCAGGCCCCGGCGUGCCUGGCACAGCGACAGCCUCGAGAGAGGUCAUACUCGCAGGCGGCGCCUACAACUCGCCGCAGAUCCUCAAGCUGAGCGGCAUAGGCCCUGCGGCCGAGCUCCAGCGUCUGGCCAUACCGGUGGUCAAGGACCUCCCGGGCGUGGGCAGCAACCUCCAGGACCACUACGAGGUCUCGGUGCAAGGGACGAUGCCUUCGGACUUCUCCUCCCUCCGGGGCUGCACGUUCGCGCCUGAGAGCACCGAAGACCCCUGCCUGACGCGGUGGGAGAAUCCGAUCCUGGGCAACAGGGGCAUCUACUCGUCGUCCGGGUUCGCGACGGCGCUGUACCACAAGAGCAAAGAGGCCAAGGGCAGCGACUGGGACGUGUUUGCGUUUGGCGGGCCGGCCGACUUCCGCGGCUACUUCCCGGGCUACUCGGUCAACGCGACGGCGCGCAAGAACGUCUUCAGCUGGGCCGUGCUCAAGGCGCACCCGCGCAGCGCGGCGGGGAGCGUCACGCUGCGGACCGCCGACCCGCUCGAUGUGCCCGACAUCGUGUACGACUACUUCAAGGACGGCGGGUCCGACAAGGACCUGCGCGCCAUGACCGAGGGCAUCCGCAUCGGGCGCAACGCCCUCAAGCUGCAGCUGCUCGGACAGCCCCUCCACGAGGACCUGCCGGGGGAUGACGUGCAGACCGACGAGCAGAUCGCGACCUUCAUUCGCGACACGGCCUGGGGCCACCACGCCUCGAGCACCUGCGCGAUCGGGCGGGACGACGACCCCAUGGCGGUGCUGGAUUCGAGCUUCAGGGUCAGAGGCGUGAGCGGCUUGAGGGUCGCUGAUGCCUCUGUCUAUCCGAGGAUACCCGGAACGUUCACGGCCGUGUCGACUUAUAUGAUUGGGGAGAAGGCGGCCGAUGUUAUUCUUGCGGGAGAGGGUGCCUAA
Pyricularia pennisetigena is the source of this 1941-nucleotide messenger RNA. RefSeq lists its product as uncharacterized. The record is from RefSeq and is a predicted model, not a curated record. Lineage: Eukaryota; Fungi; Ascomycota; Sordariomycetes; Magnaporthales; Pyriculariaceae. The transcript has a single exon. Bases 1 to 1941 code for a protein of 646 amino acids. Gene Ontology annotation, molecular function: oxidoreductase activity, acting on CH-OH group of donors; flavin adenine dinucleotide binding.